Messenger RNA from Rhipicephalus microplus (southern cattle tick), 1910 nucleotides. Its product is annotated as solute carrier family 22 member 12. Gene Ontology annotation, biological process: transmembrane transport. NCBI's taxonomy places the organism in Eukaryota, Metazoa, Arthropoda, Arachnida, Ixodida, Ixodidae. The record is from RefSeq and is a predicted model, not a curated record. Gene Ontology annotation, molecular function: transmembrane transporter activity. Gene Ontology annotation, cellular component: membrane.
AUGGCCAACUCUGAAGAUGGGCGCCGUAAGCCCUCAGACAAGACGCAGCCGUCGCCACUGUCUCCGCUGUCACCGAGUGAGCUGCUCGACGAGGCAUCCGAGACGUCGAGCAGUGAAGAACAACACCUGGCCGUCGUCGUCCCCUUCGCCCGACGGCCGUCGGAGUCUCCCCGCAGGGGCGACUGCGCAAAAACAAAUUUGUGCUCUGCACAAGGCUCACGUGCAAGGCCCUUUACAUUAAGCUAUUGCUGCAGCCCACCCGAAGAGUACGCCUUUGUAUCCGAGGCUACCUGGAAGAAAGUCGGCAUCCCAGAACACCGAGACGGCUCCGUGGUUACGUCGCAGCCAGUGCCACCGGUACGACCCCCCCGUUCGACCUUUUGUCGGACGAGGCCGGCCACGAUGCCUCCAGCGGACAACCGAAGCGUGAUACCCUGCGACGCUGGCUGGCACUUUGAGACGGGACCCAUCUCUGACGGUCCCGAUUACCACAGGGCACUCGGAAAACUCGACUUCAAACAUCCGCACUCCAUUGUGGUCGAGUGGAACCUGGUGGCCGGCGUCGCGGCAGACCGCAUCGGUCGACGGCCCGUGCUGUGCUUCUGGCUCGUGCUGCUCUUCUUCGCUGGCACCACGCUCGUGUUCGCCCUCACCGUGCCCGUGUUCGCCGCGCUCCGGUUCCUACUUUCGGCCGGUGCCGCCGGUGUGGUCGUGGCGUCGCACGUGCUUCUGUUCGAGGUGACUGGCGCGCGCUAUCGCGCCUCUUAUUGCGCCGUCGCCAUCGCCAGUGGCAUUUUGGCUGCAGACGUCUACAGUGAGCUCAUCUACGUUUGCAUCCCAAACUGGCACCUGGCACAGGUUGCCUUCAUGAUUCCCUCGUGCUGCAUGAUCGUCGCGGUGUACCUUAUGGAGGAGUCUCCCUGCUGGCUCGUGGCCGUCUCCGAGAUGCGCUACGCCGAGAGCGUUCUCGCGUGGGCGGCCGGCGUCAACAACAUUGAGCCGAGCAUGUUCAGACGCCGCCUCUCUCGCCUCAGGAUCGAGCUGAACCAGCAGAACGAACAGCUGGCCAUGCAGCAAGAACCGGAAGGCGCCAUCGUCUCGGAGCACGUGCAGAUAUUCAAUGGAAGUACGCCCCCCGAAGACAAGAGGAACCCAGUAUACCACAGUAGCCUCAGCCGAAAGAUACAUCACGACAUUUUAUUUCCCAUUAAUACACACCUGAACGUGUGUAAAAGGUCCGCGUCUGCGACUUGCUGUCCAAACAGCAUCCUGCGUCACCGGUCUGCCGUCAUAUUCGGCUGCUGGUUCCUGGUGUUUGGCGCGUUCGCGCACUUGACCACGACCAACGUGUUGCGCAACAGCGACCGGGCCCGCAUCACCCUCGUCUUGCUUCGACUGCCUUGCGUCGUGGCGGACGAUUACGCCAUCACGCGCGCCGGUAGACGCCUGUCCCUCGGCUUUAGCAUGCUGGCACUCUCCGUCGUGGCCACCGCCUUGUCAGUGGUGGAGCUGUUCGGCGCCUCGGCGAAGCUCUCCACCGCUCUCGUCAUCUCGGGGCUUCUCGCCUUCGACUUGUCCGCCGUCACGCUGUUCGCCUACUCCGCCGAGCUGUAUCCGACCGUGCUGCGCGGCACUGCGUUGGGUUGCUGCUACAUGAGCGGCCGGCUAGGCGCCUUCGUGGCGCCGUUCGUCAACUUGAUCCCGUCUCCGCCGCUAAGGAGCGCUGCGUACGCCGUCUCGGCCGCCAUGUUUCUGGUGCUGAGCGCGAUGGCGUUCGCGCUGCCGGACACGAGGCAGCUGCCACCUUCCAACACAAUGCAGGGCAUGCUGGCCAUGGAGGAGAAAUGGCUGCUCGGCUCUCCGCUGCGAGUGGCCCGAGGCGGCGGCAAGCGUCGGCGUCCUAGAACGAC